Molecule: messenger RNA, 5928 nt
Organism: Gasterosteus aculeatus aculeatus (three-spined stickleback)
Lineage: Eukaryota; Metazoa; Chordata; Actinopteri; Perciformes; Gasterosteidae
Gene: unc5b
Product: unc-5 netrin receptor B
Biological process (GO): anterior/posterior axon guidance; netrin-activated signaling pathway
Cellular component (GO): membrane
Molecular function (GO): protein binding; netrin receptor activity
Source: RefSeq, a predicted model, not a curated record
AGGAUGCGCUGUGAUUGGCCGGGCGGGGACUGGUAGUCCGGAGGCUGGCGUUGUGCUGCGCGUUGAUCCCCGUGUUCUUGUUUACACCUUGCUCGCGGGGACGAGGCAAGACACCCAGGGACCCCCCGAGGCAAGACACCCAGGGACCCCCCGAGGCAAGACACCCAGGGACCCCCGAGAGCAGAGCCGGGCGUCCAGUCACCUGUGGACGCGGCAAAGCGGCCGCAUCUCCCCGCGCGUCCCUCUUUGUGCGGUCGCCAAAAUAAGUUUGUCUUCUGCCGGGAGUCUUGUCUCCGUCUCGACCUCCCCGUCCAGAGCGGCUAUGCGUCAAACUUUUCGGGGACUUUGGUGGCACCGCUGCGUUUUUGUCUCCCGGGCGAGCAGAGUCCUCCCGGCUGGACAUUAGAUCUGCCGGGAAUUAGUCGCAGGAUUCACGGGGUGUGAUUUCUAUUCUUCCAACUUUGAUUACGGGCGCAAAUGUUUGAGCGCCGCUGAACUAUUUACCAAACGAACCGCAUCCAGCACCAGUUACUGGGCGCUUUGGUAUUUUGCUUUUUUUUUUUUCCUGAGAAGGACAAGAAGGCAUUUUCGCACAAGAGCGACUUGUGUCACAAACACUGCAAGUAGCGCUGCGGGGGAAACCCCGGGACGUUUCGCAAACGGCGUAUCCGGAAAAGAUGCUCCCUGUUCGGAUGCAGCGCGGGGAAGGGAUCGGUCCUCUGGUUCUUCUCCUCUUGGUCGGGGGAUUAGUGUCCGGCACUGAGAGCAGCGACUACAGCGAGGCAGAGGUUCUCCCCGACUCCUUCCCGUCAGCACCAGCGGAGCCUCUCCCAGAAUUCCUGCUGGAACCGGAGGACGCUUUCAUCGUAAAGAACCGGCCCGUCCAGCUGCGGUGCCGCGCGUCGCCCGCCACCCAGAUCUACUUCAAAUGUAACGGAGAAUGGGUCAAUCAAAACGAUCACGUCACCAGAGAGAGCCUGGACCAGGUCACGGGGCUGGUGGUGCGAGAGGUGGACAUCUCGGUGUCGAGGACUCAGGUGGAGGAGCUGUUUGGGUUGGAGGACUACUGGUGCCAGUGUGUGGCCUGGAGCUCGGCCGGGACCACCAAGAGCAACCGGGCCUACGUUCGCAUUGCAUACCUGAGGAAGAACUUUGAGCAGGAGCCACUGGGGAGGGAGGUGCGACUCGAACAGGAGGUGUUGCUUCAGUGUCGCCCCCCGGAAGGCACGCCUGCUGCUGAGGUGGAUUGGUUGAAGAACGAGGAUGUCAUCGAUCCAUCGCAGGAUUCCAACUUCCUGAUCACCAUCGAUCACGAUCUGAUCGUCAAGCAGGCCAGACUCUCAGACACGGCCAACUACACCUGCGUGGCUCGUAACGUGGUGGCCCGGAGACGCAGCAGCACGGCCACUCUUAUUGUUUACGUGAGCGGAGGAUGGUCGUCUUGGACUGAGUGGUCAGAGUGUAAUGCUCGCUGUGGGCGGGGCUGGCAGCGACGAACACGCAGCUGCACCAAUCCUGCCCCUCUGAAUGGAGGAGCCUUCUGUGAAGGCCCACCCUUCCAGAGAGUGACCUGCACCACACUUUGCCCAGUGGACGGAGGCUGGACCGACUGGGCAAAGUGGUCCGCCUGUGGGACCGAGUGCACCCACUGGCGCAGUCGCGAGUGCCAGGCCCCCCCGCCCAGAAACGGCGGGAAGCACUGCAGCGGCAGCAUGAUGGAGAGCAAAAACUGUACCGAGGGGUUGUGUGCACGCAAUAAAAAGAUUUCUAUUGAACAUGCAAGCCAUCCGCUCGCCCCAGGUACGAGUGUCGCGGUCUACGCCGGUCUGGUGGGGGCCCUGCUGCUGUGUGUGAUUUUGGUGUUGUGCGUGGGAGUGCUGGCAUACCGCCGCAGAUGCCGCCAUCUCCAUGGAGACAUCACUGAUUCUUCUUCUGCUCUCACUGCGGCCUUCCACCCAGGCAACUACAAGCCCCCCAGACAGGAUAACACCCACCCUCUGCAUCCCUCAGCUCCACCCGAUCUGACAGCCACGGCGGGGACUUUCCGUGGGCCGCUCUUCUCCCUGAAGCAGGGGGUCAACGACAGCCCCCACAAAAUCCCCAUGACUACCUCGCCCUUGCUGGACCCACUGCCGAGUCUCAAAAUCAAGGUGUAUAACGGCUCCACGCUCUCCUCCCUGGAGCUCCCCGCGGACAUGGGCUUGUGUGACGGGGAGAUCCUCAGCCUGAAGUCAGUGAGCACCAUGGGCAGAGAGCGGGAUUACCACAGCCACACGCUCCCCAGGGAGCCCGGGCUGAGCACCAGCGCCACCAUGGGUAACCUGGGAGGACGCCUUACCAUCCCCAACACUGGUGUGAGCCUGCUGGUCCCGCCGGGCACAAUACCGCAGGGGAAGUUCUAUGAGAUGUACCUUAUUAUCAACAAGUGGGACAAUACAACGUUACCCUCUGAGGGAAGUCAGACCGUACUAAGUCCUGUGGUGAGCUGUGGCCCCUCCGGUAUGUUGCUGAAUCGUCCCGUGGUUCUUACUUUGCCCCACUGCGCCCAGCUAGACACACCUACCCCUGACUGGACGCUCACGCUCAAGACGCAGACUCACCAGGGGGCGUGGGAGGAGGUGCUGACGGUAGGAGAGGAGACUCUGUCGUCUUCCUUGUUACUCAACUUGCGGGAGGAGGGUUGCCAGGUCUUAAUUGAGCAACCGGGAAAGUAAGAUUUAGUGUGCCAGUCCUUCAUUCCGCAAGCCCACCGGCAAACGCCUGCCAGUUGGGCUUGUUUGCACCUUCGGGCGCCUUGCCUCUCGCUGGAAUAACAGCCUUCGCAAUUUAUUUGCAUCCAUGACACCCCACAUGCACUCAAGGAGGUGCUGGAUUUGGAAAGAAGUCUAGGAGGAGUUCUGCUGGAGGAUCCAAAGCCUCUAAUUUUCAAAGACAGCUAUCACAACCUGCGCCUGUCCAUCCACGACAUUCCUCACACUCACUGGAGAAGCAAACUUCUUGCAAAGUAUCAGGAGAUCCCGUUCUAUCACAUCUGGAGCGGCAGCCAGAGACCCCUGCACUGCACCUUUAGCCUAGAGAGAGGAAGCCUGGCCGUGUCCCAGAUCGCCUGUAAGAUCUGUGUCCGACAGGUGGAAGGGGAGGGGCAGAUAUUCCAGCUUCACACGGACAUUCAGGAGACUCUACCCCCCCACUCGCCCCUCCCAUCAGGAGGCACCUGCCUGCCCUCCUCUCAAGUUGGACCCUUUGCCUUUCGCUUGCCUGAUUCCAUCCGCCAGAAGAUCUGUGCCAGUUUGGAUGCACCGAGCGCUCGAGGAUGUGACUGGAGGCUCCUGGCGCGCAGUCUGGGCUUUGACAGGUACUUGAACUACUUUGCAACAAAGCCCAGUCCCACAGGUGUUCUACUGGACUUAUGGGAAGCGUGUCACCAAGCGGACGCAGACUUGGUCUCUUUGGCGACCGCGCUGGAAGAAAUGGGCAAAAGUGAGGUGCUAGUUGUUAUGACAACAGACGGGGAUUGUUGAUUGGUCGAGGUACAAGAGAGCAAGCCAGACCUUUUUUUCCUUUUUCUCUACACCGGGAUGAAAAUAAGAAUACCUGCCAAUGAAUAUGCACAAACCAUAAGCCCGAAUAACAUGUUGGUUCCUUCACAUGCAAUGUAUUACCUCUGCCUCGUCUCCCUUUUAAUUGACCCCUAAGUAGCCCCUGCAGCUACAUACGGACCGUAGCCCACUCCGAUAUUAACUGCUAAUCUGAUACUGUCUGAAUCCACCAAAACAAUAUCACAUCUGCAAGAUACAAAAGCUAUUUGAGGGUGCUAAAGCGUAAAAUAGGUGCAAAGUCACGUCUUACGUGCUGUUGACUGUCUGCUCAAAGAUUGAAAACUAUGUUGGUUUUGUAUAUAGAUAACAAAAGCUUUGGGGCAAACAAACAAACAUUCAUGUAUUCAAUACUAAAGUACGCAGAGUAAAACAUCGGACAAAUGCCAACACGGGGUUAGCCGUGUUUCAGUUGCAGCAUGAAAGUGCAUCGUUUCCCAGCAUCUCACUUGGUGGCACGGCUUUUGUUUUCUCCAUUGUCACUCUGUGUGUGCAGUGAAUGACAGGCAGCAGCAACCUGUCGAAAAAACCUCCUCAGGCUAUAGAAACAGCCCAGCACACACACACACACACACACAACUACACACAGAAGAAAUGGUCAUUAACAGGCUCCGAAUCAGGCUAGGAUUUCUUGUCCAUCCCUCAAGGUUUGAGGGCUGGAGCAUGUCGCUGUGUGCUUUUUGCGGUAGGAGGGUGAAUUCUGAAGUGUAUUUGAGAAUUUGAAGAUAACUAAACCAAUGGACUCUUUAAUAUUGUGUCCACAAAUGCCUCAAAGCCUUGGCAUAUAAUUCCCACUCACAGGGGGGUUUCUCUUUUCCUCUGUCGCUCUCACUCAUCUGCACUCAUCCGAGAAUAAACUGCAGAGGAGCAUUCUGGUCAUCCCUCAAAAGUUUCAAAAGAACCUGCUCCAUCAUCUGUGCUCAUUUAGGCUGCUGAGCUGAUGUGUUUUAUUUGUUUGACUCCAGUAGAGGAGGCCAAACGGGAGAGUUAUGUGUAUAGUGGACGUCUCAGCUGUGGAUUACAAAACCAUGUGUAUUUGUUAUUUUGAACAUGGUGCAUCUAUUUGAAUUGUAAACCGCAAUCUGUAAAACCUGAUUAGAGGCGCUCAAAUGUUCCAGGUGAAUAUAGUGUAUGCUGUAUUUCUUACAUUUUGCUUUGCUGUAACUGAAUGAAUAUCACAGAGUAGAUUUGACUUUUCUUGAAUCAAAUUGGCACCAACAUUAUGUUUGAAUCCAUCUUAUGUUUCCAUCUGUCUAUCCAUCACCUUGUGACUCAUUAUAUCUCCCCGCUCUCAAUCUUAUAGCAUAUUGUUAACCUUUUUCUAAGCCGCCUGCUUUGUGGUCAGGGUCCUCAAGCUUUUUGCAUUAUCAAUAUUAUUCCGUCAGUUAUUGUUAGACGGACAUUGAAAUACUUUCAUCCAUCAAAUUUGUUAAUACUUUAGUUCUGUGCUUUUUUUGUAUGUUUCUCCCUCAAAUCAACAAAAAGUGUUUGUAUCAUUGAAACCACAAAAAACCAAAACAGGCAGUAUACCCGCUUCUACAGCAGUGAGUCACUGUUGGGUGUGAAUGAGCUGUGUGUGUGUGUGUGUGUGUGUGUGUGUAUGUGUGUGUGUGUGUGUGUGUGUGUGUGUGUGUACAGGUGGUAGUGCACGUACCAUGUGUGCACACGCUUAAGAGCUGUCAUUUCUCUUUGUAAGUGCUAUGCAAGUACAAAAGAAAAGUGAAGCAUUUUGACUUCUUUUAUUUCCUGGAAGAGUAAUUCUAUUUUUUCAGAUUAGGGCAUUGACAGGGUUUUGAUUUUGUAUUCUAGAGUGGUUUUACAUUUUUGGUUACAGUGGUGUGUGCAGGAAUUCUUCAACUGGUUCGGAAGGAUUGGAUCACUACCCAAGAACGACAUAUUAAAGAAGCCCAUUCAGAAGAAGAAAACAAAGUGUGGUACAAUGGCUGCAAAACAUGUUGUGACGGAUGCUAUGAACUCGUGCCCUGCAGGUCUUUGUCCGUGAAGAAUUAUGUGAAGGCACCCGGUUCUGAACUUUGGAUCUUUGAACAAUUGAGGACAAUUGCUCUUUCUUCAAUUCUUGUUACAGAGACUGUUUAGCUGUAGACUACAGUGUUCAUUUGUCCAGAUUUCUCAUGUAUCUGUUGGAUCUUUGGCUGUAGCUCCGGAUAAUUUAUGGUGGAGCUGAACUUGAUUCUUCCUUGGUUCGAUAAGAGACAUAUUUAGCCUUUGUUUUAAAAAACUGACAUUUUUAUGGAAAAAAAACAAAAUGGAUUCAGUGACUUUAUUUUAUCUCUGUAAAGUAUCAAUUGUAAAUAAACGUCUAUCCUUCUUA